Diuraphis noxia (Russian wheat aphid) is the source of this 1926-nucleotide messenger RNA. It is a transcript of the gene Kank, whose product is annotated as KN motif and ankyrin repeat domain-containing protein 2 kank. The record is from RefSeq and is a predicted model, not a curated record. NCBI's taxonomy places the organism in Eukaryota, Metazoa, Arthropoda, Insecta, Hemiptera, Aphididae. Gene Ontology annotation, biological process: negative regulation of actin filament polymerization. Gene Ontology annotation, cellular component: cytoplasm; cytoskeleton. Gene Ontology annotation, molecular function: protein binding.
CCGGUCCACCGCGGUCGGUACCUGUUUCGCCGGUCGUCUUGAGCGCUGCUCCUCGUCGCGUCUCGUUAAAAACGUUUUUCCCUCCACACCCCCCGAGGUCGACGGUGUUCGCAGUUUUCCGGUUUCGUCAAAGUUUUGGUCGAGAGGUUUAGUGUGUGUGUACUACGCCGCGCCGUCCGCAGGGCCGCCGAGCGCGUGUAACUCAUCCGCUGCCGCCGGACCAUCUGUCGUCGAAGAGCUAUGGAAACCUCCGGAUACGCGACGACGUGACCCGCCGACAACGCCAUCAUGUACUCGGCGCGAAAUCGGAACGCCAUGAUCACAGACGAUACUUUUCAAAUACAAGACUGGCUGCGGUUAAACGGCAACCAUGACCGAGGUUACCCGGCGUUUGAUUACCACCAUAGGAUCCGCCCUCUUUCACCAGUUAAGAAGCACCGGAUCUCCACUGUUACUGACGGGAGAGUACCGGACCGMCGGAGACAACUCAAGUCAAUGGAAUCGCUGUUGGGAUUAAGCGAUGAAAACUUAAACGGCAAACAUCUGAAUUCCGAGGCUGUUACGAGAGCAUCCCCAGAUGUACAGGACUCUCUGGAUAGGGCUUUAAUGGACUUUGAAGAGACUCUAGAGUUGGCGUUUCAGUCAAACUCUAUUGUUCCACCACCUCGAGGAUUUUCCAAUCAAAACUUGGUUGAAGGUGAUGAAUCAAAUUUCAAUAAGCUUGACAGUAGCUUCGAGAGCAAUACAACUGGCAGUAGUGGUUAUUCUACCAGGCCUGAUCAGUCCAUGCAUCGGUCUCUAAACACUUACAACGAACUCCAACUCAUCAGGGAACAAAUGGUGAAGAGUUUGGAGAUUAUCAAAGAUUUAGAAGAACAAGUCAAACUGGUGCCUAUGCUAAAGGCGCAGGUUUCCUCGUUGACUUUAGAGAAACAGCGCUUAUCCUCCGAAUUAGACAAACACAAAAAAUUGGAGAACGCAAAUAAAUAUGCAACAGUCGGUAGCGGAUGGUCUCUGUCGGCGCAUCCGGCUAAUAGACACGUGGCCGUGUCCACCAAAGAGGUGGGUAUCAACUGCGUACCCAUGUGCCGGGACGUAGGCGUGACGACACCGUCGGCCACGUCUGUGAACACGUCUACAAUGACGGAACGGCCUGUGUCCGCGACGGCCGUGCACACCCAGACGGACGCGGCCGCCAAGCCGGCCACAACGACAGCGCACACGCAGACCAAGGACGCCGUAAAGCCGACCACCUCAGUGGCGCACACUCAGACCGUGGCGAUCGCCGACGUCCAGCCGGCCGCCGUAGUGCCGCCGGCGGCGGUGGUGGCCGUCACUGCGACAACGGCGACUGCGAACGUCGGCACGCAGUCUUCUAGGCCCGCGGCUAUCAGGACGGUCACGAUCGGCGUUACAGCCAGGCCGCGGACGUACGACGCCAGUGUGGCCGCCAAACCGACGUUCAAGCACGUCGGGUGUUCGGCUGACGUGACGACGGACGCGAAACCAGCCGCCGCACCAGUGACGCGCGCCACCCAGACGGACGCCAGAGACGAUCAUCUGCACGGCGGCCAUAAUCGCACCACACAAACGGAAGCCACGGUUCUUCCGGAAGUCGCUGCCGUCCGAGCCAGCCGAACGGAAUCUACGGUCGUCCGGCCCAAUUAUGCAACGAUCGGCCGACGGAGCAAUUCGUUCCAUCAUUACACGGCGGCCGCGAACGCCGACACGUCGCCGUCGACGAUCACGUCAAAGAUACCUCGUCUGAAGCCCGUCACUCCUGAACUCAACCGGAAAGUGUUGACAAGACAGGACACGUACACUAAGACCGCGGCAGAGAUCUGCACCGACGAUCUGCAACAGCAACCAUCAUCAUCGUCGUUGUCGCCGCCGCCGCCCCGCAUUUCCGAUGACGUCAGCAGGUAA